AUGCGAACAGCAACAAAUGGUACUCAUAGUGAAUCACCUGUAAAAAAUCCAACACAUACACAAGCUGAUAAUGAUGAUGAAUAUCGUCGUGAACUUGAACGACCAGCUGAUGUUAAAGAAGAUAUGAGACAAAUGGGACAACGACAACGUGUUACAAUGAUAUUAAAUUCAAGAGAAUUUCGUGAUGAACUUGAAGCAAUUAUAACUGAUGCAUUAAAACAUGGACCACAUCCAGCAUCAUUAAUUGCAUUACAACAAAUAUCAGAAUUAUUAUUACCACAUACAUCACGUUGGACAACAGUAUCAUCAUUAUCACGUACGGGUGGUUCAGUUAUUGUACCAAUUAAUGAUAUACGUGGAAUUGAUUCAACAAAUUAUUCUAAAAGUGAACGUUUACUUCGAUGUAAAUUAGCAUCACUUUAUCGACUUAUUGAUUUAUUUGGAUGGUCACAAGGCAUUUAUAAUCAUAUAACAGCUCGUAUUAAUCAAGAACAAGAACAUUUUUUAAUUAAUCCAUUUGGUAUGAUGUAUCAUGAAGUAACAGGUUCAGGUUUAGUUAAAGUUGAUAUUGCUGGAAAUAUUAUUGAUCCGGGUAGUACAACAUAUGGAAUAAAUCGUGCUGGUUAUACACUUCAUUCAGCUAUUCAUAAAGCUCGACCGGAUAUAAAAUGUAUUGUACAUUUACAUACACCAGCAGUUGCUGCUGUAUCAGCUAUGAAAUGUGGUCUUUUACCAUUAUCACAAGAUGCAUUAUUUUGUGGAAAAAUUUCAUAUCAUGAUUAUCGUGGAAUAUUAAUUGAAGAUGAUGUUAAAAAACUUCUUGUCGAAGAUUUAGGUCCAAUAAAUAAAGUAAUGAUAUUACGUAAUCAUGGUUUUGUUGCAUGUGGUGAAACAAUUGAAGAAGCUUGGAAAUAUGCAUUUAAUGUUAUUAAUGCUUGUGAAGUACAAGUACGUGCAGCACCUAUUGGCAUUGAUCAAUUAUAUUUACCAUCGAAUGAACAACAAAAACGAAUUGCUGAUGUACUUCAAGGUAAUAUAAAUGAAGCAACUGAAGAUAAAAAAUGGAAAAUAGGUGAACUUGAAUUUGAAUGUUUAAUGCGUAUUUUGGAUAAUGCUGGUUUUCGUACGGGUUAUGUUUAUCGUCAACCAUUAAUUCGUACAAUUGAUAAAAGUGCAACAUUUAAAGAUAUUGAAGUACCACCAGCUGCUUCAUCAGCAACAUCAUUUGUUGAUGUUGGACAAACACAACCUGAAGCUUAUUCACCAUCACGUCAAGCUCAACGUACAACUGAAUGGCGUAAUUCACCAAAUGCUUAUUUAAAACAAGAAAUUGAAGAAACAGGAACACCUAAUCCAAAGAAAGUUACUAAAUGGGUACCAGAUACCGGUUUAAAACAUUCAACACCAAUUAAAAUUGAUACAAAACAUCAAUUUGCACCAAGUAAUGUUGAUCCAAAAGAACUUAAAAUUCAUCAAAAACAAAUAAAAGAAGAUCGUUUUAAUGAAAAAGUAUCCGCUGGCUAUCAAUCGAAAAUUCUUGAAAAUGUUGGUUGGGAAGAUGUAUCACAAAUGAAAGAUCCUCAUCAAACAUCAUCAGAACCAAUUGUUGUUGUUGGUGCCGCAUCAAAAGGUAUUAUUAAACGUGAUCAACAAAAUAAUGCUGGAGUUUAUAAAUCAUAUUAUGGUCAAAAUCCAUUUGCACAUAUGGAUAAUGAUGAAAUUGAAAAAUAUAAACGUGAAGUUGAACAAAAUCAAAUGCGUGAACAAGGAGGUGAUUCUCAAUAUGAUGAACAAGUUGAUAGUCAAAAUACAAGUACUAUUGGACGAGAAGAUACAAAAAUUCUUUAUGAAGAUCUUGAUUUAGAUAUUGAUAGUUGUACACAAUAUUUAAUUGAUUUUAUAUUUGAUAAAAUUGAAUUUGAUAAACAAAAACAAUAUAUUAUUAUUUAUUAUCAUAAUCAAAUGUUAAAAAUAAAAAAUUUAACACAAAAAUUUUUACAACCAACAUCAAAAAAACUUCGAUUAACAUCAAAUAAAACAUCAACAUUAGAUUCAUCAAUAAAAACAAUUGAUGAAGAACAAGUUACUAUUGUAACACAAUGGCUUGAUCAAUUAAAUCGACAAAAUUUUAUAACAAUAACAGAACAAAAUGAUAUUGUUAUUCUUCCUAGUGGAGAAGAUGAUGAACAACAAAUACUUAUUAAUCAUGAUGAUGUUGAUAAAUAUAUGGAAAAUAAACUUAAAAUAUCAAAAGCAACUGAUGAACCUGAACUUAUUAUUAUGAAUGAUAUAGCACGAAUAUUACUUUUAUAUAAUUAUGUUCAAUAUUCAUCUGGACAUUUAACAUAUGGUACACAACGUAUAGCAUUAGAUCGAAAUGAAUUAUUAUGGUUAAGAUCAAUUAUACGUGGUGUAAGAAUUCAUGAACAAAAUCGAGAAACAGAAGUUGAUUUAUUUGAUGGAGAACAUACACAAGUAUUACGAUUACCAUUUGAACACAUGUUACCAACAAAUGAUCGAAAUUCAGUUGCAAAUUAUUUAUUUGAAAAUGGUACUGUUCGAUAUGAUAUUGAUACAGGAAAUUAUGCAUAUCGUUAUGUACAACCUGAUAUACCAUUAGAAGAUGAUAUUGAUUCACCUGAACGUAUCGGUCAACGUCAAAUUCUUUCAUCACAUAUUCGUCAUAUUCAUGUUGAUGAAGAUAAAAAACGUAUUGAACUUGAAUUUAUUCAUGAUCAAAAUCAUCGUUUACAAUUACCAUCACGUUGGUAUCAUCAAGCUGCAGCUCAUGGUUUUGAUCGUUCUUACAUUAUUGAUAUGUUACUUGCUAAUGGUGGUACUAUUGAUCAUGAUACAUUUAUAUUUAAUGGUCAAAGUUAUUCAUUACAAGUUCCACGUGUAUUAUCAACAUCAUCAACAAUUCCAACAGCAAAUCUUCAAACAUUAAAAUUAUCAACAAAAGAAAAACAAAAUCUUAUUGAAAAUUAUGUUGAAUUUAUAAAUAAACAAGAUGGUAUAAAACGUGAUAAUACAAAUAAUUUAUUAUUAUUAGAAAAUGAAACUGAUGGUUCACAAUUAUAUUUAACACCUGAACAUAGUCAAUUUAUACAUCAAAAUAAAUAUCGACGACAAGAUGUUGCCUAUUUACUUAAUAAACAUGGACAAAUAAAACAGGAUGAAUUUGAUAAUUGGUUAUUAUAUUAUAAUAAUCAAUAUGUUCAAUUUCCACCAUCAAUUAUUCCACCACCAUCAACAACAACAAAUAAAGCUAAUGUAAUACGUUCAUUAGGUCAACGAUUUAUACGUCCAACACCAUCAACAAUAAAUGAAGAUGAUAAAGAAUUUCGUGCUCGUUUAGCACAAGAAACAAAAAAUGAAUUUAUUGAACGUUAUCAUGCAACAAUUAAUUAUAUGUAUCAUCAUAAUUUAAUAGCAUGUAAUAAACGUUUAAAAUUAGUUAAAUUACAUUUUUCAAAUCAAACAUUAAUCAUACCAAUGGAUCAUUUACGUUCAAUUAUUGAUACACGUAUAUUAAAUUCAACAAUUGAUAAUCAAUUACCAUUUCAAAGUCAACAAUUAUCAGAAUGGUUAUUAGAAAAUUCUGACACAAUAAGUAAUACACGUGAAGGUUAUAUACAAUUAACACAUAAAAAUAAAAUAUAUAAUUUUCCAUUAAUAAAUCCAAAUCAAUUAAAAUCACAAUCAACAUUAUCAGCUAUAGUACCACGUUAUGGUUUAACAUCAAGAGAACCAACAUUAUUAUCAAAAAUUGAUUUAACAACAUCAGAUAAUCAAAUACGUUGUGCUAAUCAUUUACUUGAAAGACUUGAUGAAUUAGGUUGUAUUAAUAUUGAUAAUGAUACACGUACACUUAUUCUAUCAAUGACGCCAGAUAAACAACAAAAAUUAAUAAUUAAUAAUCCUCAAUUACCUGUUACAAGACAAACAUUAACUGAUUAUUUAAUAAAUCGUGGUCGUUUUGUAUUAAAUUCUGAUCGUAAAGAUAUUGAAUAUCGUCAUUAUGAUGAUGGACGUAUAUAUCGUUUUACUUCAUUUAUACGAGAUUGGAAUAAUGUAUUUGAUGAAACAUAUGACCAACGUACUGUACGUAUAUUAGGUGAAAUUUUAUCAUUAAAUGGAAGAUUUUUACAACGUGCUGAUAGACAAAUAAUAAUAUCAUUAAGAAAUGGUGAACGUUUUAUUAUACCAAGUGAUAUUGGUUCACAAUUAAUUGGUCCUGUUAAUGGACAAACUAUAGCUAGAUUACUUUUUGAAUAUGCUGAUGAUAUACAAGAAGAACAAGAUGGAAAAUAUUUAAUUAUUACACUUGGUAAUCAAACAUUACGUUUACAACAACAAAAACAAUUAAUGUCAACAGGACAAAUUUCAACAAUAACACCAGCUAAAUCAACAAUUGAUCCAAAAUUAAAAUUACUUUUUCCAUUUAAUAAAUCAUUAAGACAAAUAACAAAAACACCAUCAACAUCAACAUUAAAUAUUCAACCACCAGAUGCAUCAAAUGGUUAUGCUAUUGAUCCAUUACUUAUGCUUGCUAAUUAUAUAUAUCGUGCUGGUUCAAUAUAUCAAGAUGAUCUUGGUCGUUUAGUUAUUAAAAUGGAUGAACAUGAAAUUGUUGUACCACGUAUCGAAGCUAUUAAUGCUAUUGAAACAAUAAAUACAUCACCACAUCGUAC
This is a messenger RNA of Rotaria sordida, 4694 nucleotides long. The record is from the annotation of a GenBank genome assembly. NCBI's taxonomy places the organism in Eukaryota, Metazoa, Rotifera, Eurotatoria, Philodinida, Philodinidae.